UACUGGAAUAUCUCUGAGGCCGAUAAAUCAGUUAUUUGGCUGUGCGCGUAGCAGAAAAAACCUGAUUGAGAAGAAAACGGGUGGGCCCCCACGGGUCAGCCCCGCCCGUCCCUCUCCACUGAUCCUCUUCGCUCGCCCACUCUCCGCUGGAGUGCCCCCUUUCCUGCUGCUGCCCCCGUUGGCUUGCCACGCACGAGCGAGAUAAGGAGAGAGAGACGAUCGAGCAGCUAGCGGCCGGAGCCCGGAGGUGUGUGUGCCUGUCCGUGUUUGUGGGGAGGGAUCGAUGGCGCGGCGCGGGCGGGUGGAGCUGCGGCGGAUCGAGGACCGGACGAGCCGGCAGGUGCGCUUCUCCAAGCGCCGGGCGGGGCUCUUCAAGAAGGCCUUCGAGCUCGCCGUCCUCUGCGACGCCGAGGUCGCGCUGCUCGUCUUCUCCCCCGCCGGCAGGCUCUACGAGUACGCCUCCUCAAGGGACGUCGCCCGGAUGGUAUCCACAAGCAGCAUCCCCAUGAUGGCAUUCAACUCCCACCAAAGUAUGUGUGGUGCCCUCCAAAGUGGGGAUGCCUUGUUACUGCAAGUAAUCGGAAACGCAACACAAGGUGCGGGGGGAUCCAACAUGGAAGGCGACCUUGCCUCCCAAGACGACAUCCACGAGGCAAUGCGCCAUCCAUCCAAGUUGAGCAUAGAAGGUACAUAUGACCGCUAUCAGAGAUUUGCGGGAGGCAGAUGGAAUCUGAAUGAUGGAGAUUCAAGUAGCAACAAUGAUGAAGAUCCUUCAAACAUACAAUCAAGACUUGGAGAGAUUGCCUCCUGGUCUCUUCAAAACAAUGCUGACGACUCAGAUGCUAAUAAGCUAGAGAAAUUGGAGACACUCCUCAAAGAUGCUUUGAGGAAUACAAAAUCCAAGAUAUUGGCAAAACGAAACAGCGGCGCCAGCACGAGCGGGAGUGGUGAGAACUCCAGUGAGCCUAAGGGACAGGAGGGAGGAAGGGCUUGAGCAGUCCUGUGCUUUGCUGCAUGCAUUUGGUACAAGUAAAAACCCUUUCCCCUGCAACUGGGCAGGAAAGGCAAGGCAUACUGCUUUCUACUACAAGAUGUAAGGAGGAGAGGGGCAAACUCAAUAAAAGGGUGGUGGGCAAACACUGAUAUUGUGUCCUUGGCUAGAUCCUUGCUUAUAAAUGAAGGAGACUUGGUGCAUGCCAUGAUGGUUUUACCAUGUGCCUUCCCAGGAUAUAUGCAUGAUGCUUUAUGUGACCCUACCAAAUCUGCAGUCCUCACUCCUGUUUGUCAUAUGCAACUGAAUGGAAAUCAGUUUAUGUGGAUGCACUAUAUAUAACCUAAUGCAUAUGUUACUCCUUCAGUUGUUUUCAGCA
Brachypodium distachyon (stiff brome) is the source of this 1370-nucleotide messenger RNA. Its product is annotated as MADS-box transcription factor 51. Gene Ontology annotation, biological process: positive regulation of transcription by RNA polymerase II. The transcript is spliced from 6 exons. Lineage: Eukaryota; Viridiplantae; Streptophyta; Magnoliopsida; Poales; Poaceae. Gene Ontology annotation, molecular function: DNA-binding transcription factor activity, RNA polymerase II-specific; protein dimerization activity; RNA polymerase II cis-regulatory region sequence-specific DNA binding. Bases 284 to 994 code for a protein of 236 amino acids. The record is from RefSeq and is a predicted model, not a curated record.